ACAACCAACAAAACUCACUCUCCGGAGUUAGACAGCUUCGGGCAUCCGGCAAGUUAGCAUCGACGCGAAAUAUUUUUACCUUUCGGCAAGAAAUUUUGAAUCCAACAGAACUUCGGGUACCUCACUGUUUCGGAUAAACUCACGGACAUGGCGAAAGUGAAGGAAGCAAUGCAUCGGUUACAGGAAAACACGGGUGCAGGACUAGACAGAAAAGGCAAGCUCCUCGCCGUAAUUGGAGAUGAGGACACUUGCGUUGGAUUUCUUUUGGGAGGUGUUGGAGAGAUCAACAAAAAUCGCCAGCCCAACUUUAUGGUCGUUGACAAGAACACGGCUGUUGGAGAAAUUGAGGAUACGUUCAAGCGCUUCAUCAAACGGGACGACAUCGAUAUUAUUCUUAUCAACCAAAAUGUGGCUGAGAUGAUCCGACAUGUGAUUGACAGCCAUACACAACCCGUGCCAUCAGUUUUAGAGAUCCCUAGUAAGGAUCACCCAUAUGAUGCAAGCAAAGAUUCAAUUCUGCGACGUGCCAGAGGUAUGUUCAACCCGGAGGAUAUCCAUUAAUGUACAUAACUCUCACUCAUAUUGGAUCACCAAUAUUAACUGUGUAUAAUAAAAGUAUUAUCAAUUA
Molecule: messenger RNA, 628 nt
Organism: Neodiprion virginianus
Lineage: Eukaryota; Metazoa; Arthropoda; Insecta; Hymenoptera; Diprionidae
Gene: Vha14-1
Product: V-type proton ATPase subunit F 1
Exons: 6
Coding region: 148-561 (137 amino acids)
Biological process (GO): proton transmembrane transport
Cellular component (GO): membrane; proton-transporting V-type ATPase, V1 domain
Molecular function (GO): proton-transporting ATPase activity, rotational mechanism
Source: RefSeq, a predicted model, not a curated record